AUGUUGGUUAUCCACCCAUCUACCACCAAUAAUUCAAAUUCAAACACCAGCAACAACAAUUCUCCUAUCACUCCACUAAACCUCGAUGUAAAAACGCUUACAAGCUUUGACUUAGAUAAAACAUUAGAGCAAGACAACGAAAAUGUGGUAACAAAGUUAUUUCAGCGAGUAAAGAAUUCGUUUAGUGCUGUCUCAACAGUCACAACGCCUCCUUCACGUCCACCCUCCGCUCUUUUACCAGACAAAGAAAAAAAAGGCUUCAUACAUGGCGGUGUAACACUUGCGCCGCCCAUCGUUUCAUUAGCGCCCGCAUUCGGUAACUCGCCAAAUUUAUUAAUCGAAUCAGAAAGAGGUGCGCAAGAAACCCAUGCGUUUCUUAAUAGCGAAUCUGGUGGUGGUGUGAAUGGAUAUGGAAUUCCUGAAAAUAUGGUUCAACGACGACCAGCUCUUUCCUCGCCCUUUUCUUCCUCUUUGACGUUAUAUGACGCACUCGCUCCGACAAAUAAUGGCAAUAGCAAUACACUACAUUCUUACAAGGACGUAUCUGACACAAAAUCUAUUAGGUCGUCGGUAAUCGGCCCGGUUUCUUCAGUAGGGAAUACUAAUUCUCUAAAGAAGGUUAUUCGAAGGCUGCGUGGUGAAGGACUUAAUCAGAUUUAUUGGAUGUCAGAUGAUAUAUGUCAGGAGUGUUAUGAUUGCCAGGCGACGUUUACCACGUUUCGUAGGAAGCAUCAUUGUCGUGCUUGCGGUCAAAUUUUUUGUAAGAAAUGUGCACAACAUCUUAUUCCUGGCGAGAAGUAUAAACUCGAUGGGCCUAUGCGAGUAUGUAAUUUUUGUAUGAAACUGAUGCAAGAAUACGGCGAUGAAUCAGAUAGCGAUCUGGAACACGCGUUAAAUCAAAGGCAUGAAUUCUCAACCGCUCCUCUUCCCAGACAAAUCCCUUCGUCAUCCUCGAUCCGUGGGAACAAUUAUUACCGGGCGCCAACGUCGACAAUAGACCACGGAUUUUCAUUAACACCGCCUGUUCCCCAUGUUCCGCAAAAUUGGCAACCGCGAGCACCAUCGCCCGACACACUUUCAAUAAAUGAUGGCAUUAAAAAAAUGUUUUCAGCUGGUUCUUCGUUGUUUGUUAGUCGCUCACGAUCAAAUACAAUCACCGAAGAACCAAUAAUAACCACUCUUUCUUCUUCUCCUGCUCCUUUUAGACGCAGUUUAACAGAAGCAGAUAAAACAACUCCCGCGGUCAAUCCUGAGGCUGUUCUCGAUCCUGAAAUUGCCCCGUUUAUGAGCGAUGAAGAUCAAGAGGAACAUUACGAUUCUUGGUCGAAUCCGUCAAAUGUGCUGAAUUUCUUGUCGGCCAUGCAUCCUAACGAUGGUGGUGGAGAAUCAGCGACACUGACGCCAGCCGUUUCCGAAUAUGCUGGUAGUGACGAUGAUUCAUGGGAUUAUAAUAUGAAGUCGCAAUCGAAAUUAAUUCAGAAAGGAGACAUUCGGCAUCAUUUUGGACGAGAGCGAGCAGCCAGUACUCGUCGUCGUAGUAUCAAUGGUGUUAGACCUCCAACUCGGCAUGCUAAAAGAGGAUAUAUGCGGCAAAUUAACACGUGCGUUGUCCAACCAGAAAUCUCUAUAAAUGGUUCGCCAAUAGAACGACCAUCUUCGCCAUUUUAUGCUCGUCAUCAUCGUUCAUCUUCUCAACCAAUUAAAAUCGAAAUUCAUCACAGCUUUUUAACACACAUGAAACGCUUAUUACGCCAAGCACUACAAGAAGCAGACAUCGAUUUAUCUGAAGGAUGGGAAGACGUAAUCAUGAAACUAAUGCAUAAAGUGUCCGAGAAUCUCAAUCCCGAUAUCAGGGGCGGUGAUGAAAUUGAUAUACGUCACUAUGUAAAAAUCAAAAAAAUUCCCGGCGGUACACCACGAGAUUCUCAAUACGUCACCGGUGUUGUCUGCACUAAAAAAUUGGCCGAUAAAAAAAUGGCACGUGCACUUACUAGUCCGCGUGUUUUAAUCUUAACGUUUCCGUUGGAGUAUCAACGAGUGGAAAACCAGUUCAUCUCCCUAGAACCAGUGAUAGCGCAAGAGAAAAAACAUUUAGAAAAUUUGAUACAACGCAUUGCUGAUCUUCGGCCAAAUAUAGUAUUAGUGGAAAAAACAGUCGCACGAAAAGCGCUAGAAUUUCUAAUAGAACAUAAAUUAACAGUUGCAUUAAAUGUCAAGACAUCAGUUAUUGAAGCGGUUGCUCGAUGUACACGCGCAGAUAUAUUGCCGUCGAUGGAUAAAUUUGGGUUGAAUCCAAAAUUAGGAAAAUGUGGUGAAUUUUACGUGAAAACAUUUGAGCAUCAAUUGAUUCCUGGUAGACGAAAGACAUACUUAUUUUUCGAGAAUUGCCCCAAAGAAUUGGGAUGUACUAUUGUUUUGCGAGGUGGUGAUAUUGAAACCCUUGAAAAAAUAAAGCAAGUCACCGAUUUGAUGGUGUUUGUUGUCUAUAAUUUGAAAUUGGAAAGUGCACUCAUGAAUAACCAAUCAGCAAGAGCUCCUUCGCAUCUUAUGGAUGACAUGUGUGAAGCAAAAACAAAUAAAAAUUAUAACGACUUUAAUGCUAUAGAAGAUAAAGUAUCCGAAGCUCUCCAUCGAUAUAAAACAAAAAUUCUUUCCGUUUCACCUUUUAUCAAAUUCCCCGCGCCUUAUUUAUUAGUAAAAAUGGCACAAACUGAACGUAAAUUGGCUGAGUUGACAUUGCGAAAAAAUCGUGGUCUAUCUUUAAUGAAUAAUACUAAUAUUAAUAGUGAAUAUAACGAAGAAAAUGAUAGUGAUGAAGAAUCGCAACCAUAUCCAACAAUGAACACUGCCGGUAUUGUUCGUAAGGCCGAACAAGUGAUUGCAGAUGUAGAAUUUGCUGAUAUUCUCAAUGAACGGGAUCAAUUAACUCGCACUUGGGAAAGUCAUAUUCUGAUGAAUAACGAUGUUAGCCCAUUUGCACACCAAAAUAUUGUUGUCUUGUAUUCGAAUGUUUGUACAGUAACGCAGGUCCCUUGUCAAGGACCAGAGAUUCAUAUAAUAGAGUAUUAUAGCGAAUCCGAUCGUACUCUGGGGCAAUACCUCGAGGAAAUGUGUUAUGAUUCCAGUUACCUCUGUCCAGCUAAAACAUGUGAUCGACCACUGCAGAUGCACUAUAAAAGUUAUUGUCAUGGAAAUGCCCGGAUAAGUGUUGUGAUUGAGCAGUAUGAUUGUCCUUGCCCUGGUAUGGAAAAAACAAUCCUCAUGUGGAGCUACUGCACAAAAUGUCAACGAGCAACCCCGAUGGUGCCAAUGUCGGAAAACACAUGGAAAUAUUCAUUUGGUAAAUAUCUUGAACAGUCAUUCUAUCAAACAGAACUUCGUCGUAUAGAGAACUGCCCACACGCAAUUUAUCGCGAUCAUACUCACCAUUUCUUCAGCCUACAAAAUCUCGCGGUUCGUUUUGAAUAUCAGCCUAUAGAUUUGAUGGAAGUGUCGGUACCACCGAUGAUUCUACGCACAAAGCCAGAAGUGACCAUUCGCUUGAAGGAUCAAGAUUACGAGACGUGUAAGUUAAAAAUUACAAAAUAUUGGGAAUCUGUUACAGAACGAAUAAAAACUUUCGAUUAUGGGAUUGUUCAGCCCGAGAAACUUGAAGUUUGUAAGCAAGAAUUGUACGACAUGUCGAGUAAAGUAUUCAGCGAGUCGAAAAACAUGCUUCAGCAACUUAAUCAGACAUACGUGAACAGCUCUCCUGAUGAUACUUUGGCAUUGAAUCAAGUUAGGGUAGAAUUACAUGAAAAAGUCGUACAAUGGGAUCAAUCUUUCAAUGAGUUUGCCAGACAAUACUUCCAGCCACGUAUGACAACUAGGCAACUGAAAAGAAUGAUUUUCGAUAAAGGUUAUCCUAUAAAAGAAUUGCCUUUAUCGAGUUUAGAAGAGAUUUUCUCGGAAAAUAAACCGCAAAUUGAAUCACAUGAACUAAAUGCAGUAAAUGAAAAAGAAAAGGAACUUUCUCGAACAGAUAUUGAAAAAGAAAAAGAACCGGAAAAAGCCACUUCUCUAAAUAUUACUAAUAUAAUAGACCCAAAGCAUCCACAGAAACCCAAAUUAUCUCAACGAACUGUUUCUGAAUCUAAAAUAUACUCCAAUAUGAAUAAUAACCGAAAUCAACAACAAUCUGAAUUCAUUAAAGAAGAAAUUAACAAGUCAGCUCCAAAUUCUUCUAAAAGAAAGCCUUCUUUGAAUAAGUCUACAGAUGAUGGCGAUACCACAAAGAUUAAUUCUGUAGAAAAUAAUCGAACCGCUGAUUUGUCCGUCGAUAAUUCCAGGGAAAUUUUGUCUUCAGCAGCAGCACCAACAAAUGAUGGUCUCGUGUCGGACUCAAAUCCACGUGUUAGUGUUCUGACCCGUGGUUUGGAAAAAGCAAAAAGGGAAAAUACACAGGAACGUCCUGCGAGUAAAGGAAAAAAAAUCAAGAAAAGUGAAUCUGAAUCAUCUUCUGAAAGGCCUUCAAAUUCUCGUCAAAAUGGAAGAUCUGCGCGUAUCGACAGUAAAUCACGAAUACAAGAUUCUCGUAGAUCUCCUGCUCGUGCAUUUGGCAGUAAAUUUGCAGCGAUAAAUAAUAAAUUAAAAGGCGGCCGACAUCAUUCUAAACCGACACUCGAAGUUUUUAGCAAUGUUAAAGAAGCAGUGAAAGAAGAAUCCGAUGACGAAUAUGAAGAAGACGAGAACGAAAAAGAUGAACUUUCCAAUGGAUUACCUAUCCCUAUGAAUAAAACAGAAACUUACGACCAAACGGAAGUUAAACCUGAAUAUCCAUCAAUAGGUCAUGAACCUUCCGACGAAGCUUUUGUCUUUCAUUCGGCAAUUCAAUAUUUGCCUCAAGAUGAUGAAAUUUCACCGCCUGAAUCUUCAUCAAGGGAUCCUGGAAGCUUAAAAGAAAUACUUCCCCCAAUAGUAAGAUCCUUGACUAAUCUAUGGGCAGAGCGAACUGUUGCUAAUCUCAAACCUUUGGAAUAUCCUUCGCUUUCGACAGAGCAUGUUUUUGCCGAUUCUAAUAUAAUUGUUCGGGAAGAUGAACCAAGUUCUAUAAUAGCAUUUACACUUAGUUCAAAAGACUAUCUCAACAAACUGCAACUCGAACAACAAACACAUCCAUCCGCAACGGUUACCGAAGUUUUCGUACCUGAAAACGAAGGUCAUCCUGGAACUAAUGGCUCUAAUUGGGAUAUGGUUGAUAUGGACGAGGGUCCAGAAAAUAUCAAGGAUGCAUUGCUUCGGGAAACUGGAAUGCACAUGAAAUAUCAAUUUUCUGAAGGUUCUAGCCAGUUAUUUUGUAAGAUAUUUUUUGCAGAACAAUUUGAUGCCCUUAGACGUAAUUGCGGAUGCGAAAGCACAUACAUACAAUCAUUAGCGAGAUGUGUAAAAUGGGAUUCGACUGGGGGAAAGUCUGGAUCAGCGUUUCUUAAAACAAGAGAUGACCGUUUAGUUAUGAAACAAAUGUCUCGUUUGGAAAUGGACGCAUUCUCAAAAUUUGCUCCAGCAUAUUUCGAAUACAUGUCAAAAGCAUUUUUCCACGAGCUUCCUACUGUGCUGGCUAAAAUUUUCGGGUUCUAUCGAAUUGGAUAUAAGAAUGAGCAAGACGGGAAAAAUAUGAAGAUUGAUGUUAUCGUCAUGGAGAAUUUGUUUUAUGAGCGUAAAAUUUCAAAGAUUUUCGAUCUCAAAGGAUCAAUGAGAAAUCGCCAUGUUCGAAGUACAGGCAAAGAAAAUGAGGUUUUAUUAGACGAAAAUUUACUUGAACUUCUCCAUGAUAAACCUUUGUACCUCCGGGAACAUUCGAAAAGAAUUCUCCGUGCCUCGUUAUGGAAUGACACGCUGUUCCUCGGGAAACUGAAUGUCAUGGACUACUCGUUAUUGGUGGGAAUUGACGAGGGUAAACAGGAAUUGGUUGUUGGUAUCGUAGAUUUCAUACGCACUUUUACAUGGGAUAAAAAGCUUGAAAGCUGGGUGAAAGAAACGGGAAUUCUUGGUGGUGGCGGUAAAGAGCCGACUAUCGUUUCUCCGCGUCAAUAUAAACAUCGGUUUAGAGAAGCAAUGGAUCGUUAUUUCUUGAUGGUGCCUGAUAUUUGGAGCACACAUCGAAAAACACGACCUGGUCCUAUUCAACAGCCGAAAGAUUAA
Ambispora gerdemannii is the source of this 6180-nucleotide messenger RNA. Lineage: Eukaryota; Fungi; Glomeromycota; Glomeromycetes; Archaeosporales; Ambisporaceae. The record is from the annotation of a GenBank genome assembly.